Messenger RNA from Centropristis striata (black sea bass), 3858 nucleotides. RefSeq names its product protein interacting with prkca 1 (gene pick1). Bases 187 to 1428 code for a protein of 413 amino acids. Gene Ontology annotation, biological process: regulation of Arp2/3 complex-mediated actin nucleation; intracellular protein transport; positive regulation of receptor internalization. Gene Ontology annotation, cellular component: postsynaptic early endosome; trans-Golgi network membrane; neuron projection. Lineage: Eukaryota; Metazoa; Chordata; Actinopteri; Perciformes; Serranidae. The record is from RefSeq and is a predicted model, not a curated record. Gene Ontology annotation, molecular function: protein domain specific binding; phospholipid binding; protein kinase C binding. The transcript is spliced from 13 exons.
GCGGAAGUGACACAAGAAAGUAAACAUAGGAGCUGUCAGUGGAUCCACAAAUUAAGAUAAUUGAGACUGAACAGUGUCAUUUUAAAAGGCAGUUUGUUUUUUAUGCAUACCAAGGGACACUUGUGUGGAAAGCUGUUGCAAAAUCUUAUAAAGGUGUUACAGGGACAGGAGUGACACCGUCCUGCAAUGUUUACAGACAUGGAUUAUGAGCUGGAGGAGGACAAACUUGGGAUACCAACAGUACCUGGUACUGUGUCUCUGAAGAAAGAUGCCAACAACCUGAUUGGCAUCAGCAUUGGUGGUGGGGCACAGUACUGUCCUUGUCUCUAUAUAGUCCAGGUCUUUGAUAACACGCCAGCAGCUCUGGAUGGGACGCUGGCAGCAGGCGAUGAAAUCACAGGCGUGAAUGGGAAACCAGUGAAGGGAAAGACCAAAGUAGAGGUGGCCAAGAUGAUUCAAGCUGUACAGGGAGAAGCAGUGAUCCACUACAACAAACUGCAGGCAGACCCCAAACAGGGGAAGUCUCUGGAUAUAGUGCUGAAAAAAGUCAAACAUCGCCUGGUGGAGAAUAUGAGUUCGGGCACAGCAGAUGCUCUUGGACUCAGUAGAGCUAUUCUAUGCAACGAUGGACUAGUCAAAAAACUAGAUGAGCUGGACAAAACAGCAGAGCUCUACAAAGGGCUGAUGGAGCACACGAAGAGACUGCUCAGAGCUUUCUUUGAGCUUUCUCAAACUCACAGAGCGUUUGGCGAUGUUUUUUCCGUCAUCGGGGUCCGAGAGCCUCAGGCUGCUGCCAGCGAGGCGUUUGUGAAGUUUGCUGAUGCUCACCGCAACAUUGAGAAGUACGGUAUUAAGCUGCUGAAGACCAUCAAACCUAUGCUCCACGAUCUGAACACGUACCUUCACAAGGCCAUACCCGACACCAAGCUCACCAUCCGCAAGUACCUGGAUGUGAAGUUUGAAUAUCUGUCGUACUGCCUGAAGGUGAAGGAAAUGGAUGAUGAAGAAUACAGCAGUAUCGCCAUGGGAGAGCCUCUGUAUCGCGUCAGCACUGGGAACUAUGAGUACCGCUUGGUGCUGCGGUGUCGGCAGGAGGCUCGCGCCCGUUUUGCCAAAAUGAGGAAGGAUGUUCUGGAGAAGAUCGAGCUGCUGGAUCAGAAACAUGUCCAGGACAUCGUGUUCCAGCUGCAGCGCUUCGUCUCAGGCAUGUCACAUUACUAUGACGAGUGCUACGCUGUCUUGAAGGAGGCGGACGUCUUCCCCAUUGAAGUGGACCUCUCCCGCACCAUGAUCAACUACGGCACCCAGCCGCUCUCCUACACCGGGGACGAGGAGGAGGAAGAGGAGGGAGGAGGCGGAGAGGAAGGAGGGAGCAGUGCAGGGAGACAAGCAGAGAACGGAGCUGAGAAACUGAUCGAUGACGAAUGAGGCUGUGUGUGUGUGUGUGUGUGUGUGUGUGUGUGUGUGUGUGUGUGUGUGUGUGUGUGUGUGUGUGUGUGUGUGUGUGUGUGUGUGUGUGUGUGUGUGUGUGUGUGUGUGUGUGUGUGUGUGUGUGUGUGUGUGUGUGUGUUCUAACAUAUCUGUUCUGGAUUUAAUGUCAAAGCACUCACCAAACAGUAUGGGUGGAUUAUUCAAUGGGCCUACUGGCCACAGUGUCAGGGCACCUGGUUUCUUGAAUUGUCAAUCAAGGAAACAUGUACCAGCCAGAAUGACCUCAAAGGAACGUAAAACAACUACAAACAGAGAGAAAAAAAAAAACAGAGAGAUGGAGAGCGGCUACACAGAGACUCAAAUUGACUGCAAAGACAAAAGAAAUGACCACAAAGAGACAAAAAAGACACACAAAACCCUACAAAACAACUAAAAUUAGGCAAACCAAGUUCAGAGUUUCAAAAUGACUUCAUCUGCAAAGAGACAUAAAUCAAAUACAAAGAGUCUCAUAAUGACUGAAUACAUGCAAAAUUACCACAGUGGCACAAAACAACCACAAAGACACUCAAAGGGACUACAAAGAGACACAAAACAACCUCAAAGGGACUACAAAGAGACACAAAACAACCUCAAAGGGACUACAAAGAGACAUAAAACAACCACAGAGACUCAAAGGGACUACAAAGAGACACAAACAACCACAGAGACUCAAAGGGACUACAAAGAGACACAAACAACCAAAAAGAGACUCAAAGGGACUACAAAGAGACACAAAACAACCUCAAAGGGACUACAAAGAGACAUAAAACAACCACAGAGACUCAAAGGGACUACAAAGAGACACAAACAACCACAGAGACUCAAAGGGACUACAAAGAGACACAAACAACCAAAAAGAGACUCAAAGGGACUAGAAAGAGACACAAAACAACCACAAAGAGACUCAAAAUGAUUACAGAGACACAUAACUACAAAACAACCAGACUAUAAUUAACAUUGAAAAGACCAAAACAACUGCAGAGACACAGAACAGCCACAAAGAGAUGUUUAAUGACAACAAAGAGACACAACAACAAAAAGAGGCUAAAAAACUAUGACGUUUGUACGUCCUGCUCCUAUGAGGGAAAGGUGUUGGGGCCUUUUGCGUGACCAUGCCCGGGGCCCAUUGUCUCCUAAUCCGCCCAUGCCAAGCUGCGAUCUUUGCAGCGGUGUAAAGCAGCUGAAAUGGAAAACACUAUCAUCACAAAGGUGAAUACUACUGAAAAUUGCUGCUAUAAUAUAACGCUGUAUGUUGAUCUUUUGGUGGUGUUUUCUUACUCAGACACUCUCAAAUCAACUGUUUUGUGAUUAUUUUAUCAUAGCAAAUUUGGACUUCCUGCUUUUUUGAUGUGACUGUCCUCCACAUGUAGGGUCAUUGCUCAAUGACUGCGACAGACACAACUAACAGAAGGCUUUUUUUAUCUGAAUGCUAUGGAGGGUUUUAAUGUGGCAGAGUAGGAUUUAUAUGCAUAUGAGGUGUGCCUUCUUAGCCUUAAUGAAGUGUAUUGGAUCUGGGCUGUGUGUCAAUGUGCAUGUUAUGUUAUAACUUGAUAUUUGCAUUUUUAUUUUGUGAUUUUCUUUGCCACAAACCUGUCAUAUUUUGGACAGGGAUUUAUUUAGCUACCUAAAAUAUUAUUUUGUGGUAAAUAAGUGACUUUUUCUUCUUGCCUUUACAAACAAAUUGCAAAUGACACUACUGAUUAUAUACAGACUACUAAAUAUACAAAAGAUGAAGAUGACUGAAGAAAAAAUAUUUCUGUUCUUAAUCAAAUAGUUUGUUACAUGUAGCUGUUACAUUCCUUUCUCCUCUUUUUAUUUUCUUCUUAGCACAUUUUCAUUGUUUUAAAAGGGAGAGCUUGCACUUGUCACAGUGUCCAUCUCUGAAAACUCCUCAACCAUUUUUUUAAAAGAUCAUUCAAUCUGUUUCAGAGUUAAACACCUAAAAGUGUGUUUAAUUGUUUUCUUUUGUAACACACCUGCAUUGCUCUUUUCCCCUCCACAGCAUGUUUUUUUUCAUUCCAGCAGUGCCCCGUAAUGGACACACACAGAGCUUUACCACUGUGUGGAAACAGGUUGAAAAAUGCAAACACUACAUGUAAAUAAGUAUGUAAAAAGGGAAAGGGUGUUAAAAAUCUGAUAUUUUAACUUUCUUGUCAUUCCCAUUUUAUUUAUUCUCUUUGUGAAAGCAUAUUUAAAAGUUGAAAUGAGGAAAUUUUAUUAUAUAUUAUAGCGAAUAUCUUUGUUGUCUGUCUUUUAUUUUGCCUUCAGUGGGAUAAGAUGAUUUUGUGCAUUUUCAUGAUAUACUGUUGGGAACUCUUGGGGCAGCAUCACAUCUGAUAAGUGCACUAUAGUUCCUGUGUUGAAUUAAAAUUAAUUUUCUUCGUGUGA